AUGGCUGUAGCCGCGCCGUUCUCUUUGUUGGAACAUGCAAUUGCUGUUGCUAGAGACAUAUGGUUUCGUAAAGUGAAUGUUAGGUGUUGGUUGGAGGCUAUAUCAGGACGCUCUUGUUUCAAGGAAUACUUAAAAAAGGCAAACAAUUAUACCAGGCAAGAACUUCAUAAAUGGGGAUCAAUGUACGAAAAGAGGUUUGGGUAUACUUUUGUGACAUGUGCAUCUGAAAAGAGUUCUUCUGAAAUACUUGCUGAAUUGAAGACGCGCUUUAGAAACGACCAUGUUGUUGAGUUGGAUAUUGCAUCAAAGGAGGAAAUGAAGUAUAUAGAAUUGCACAUUACAGAUCUUCUAUCCAAGAGAUAUGCCCAAAGUACUAAUAAGGGAGAUGUGUUAACUGAAUAUUCAGGCGAAGUAGUUAAGGACAGUCUAGAUGGGAUAGAGACUGAUUCAGCAGAAAAUUUAGAUGAAAUUUUCUCUGUUAGAAUUGACAUCUCCAUGCAGUCUGAUAACAAAAAGGUUUUGGAAGAAGACAAAGAAACUUUCGAUAACCAGCAAAUACAAGAUCAUGUAUAUGUUGCAAAAGGGGCUUCGAUUUGA
Molecule: messenger RNA, 597 nt
Organism: Arachis ipaensis
Lineage: Eukaryota; Viridiplantae; Streptophyta; Magnoliopsida; Fabales; Fabaceae
Product: uric acid degradation bifunctional protein TTL-like
Biological process (GO): urate catabolic process
Cellular component (GO): peroxisome
Molecular function (GO): 2-oxo-4-hydroxy-4-carboxy-5-ureidoimidazoline decarboxylase activity
Source: RefSeq, a predicted model, not a curated record